UAUUUUAUGUUAACGUCACCUGAUAUAAAUGAAAUAUUUAAUAUUGAUGAGAAAAUCCAAGAAAUCGAUACAGGUUUAGAUGAUGAUAAUGUAAAUAAUGUACUUGAUUCAAUUUUAGAUGCAACAGAUGGUGUUGGACACAU
Cetraspora pellucida is the source of this 143-nucleotide messenger RNA. Lineage: Eukaryota; Fungi; Glomeromycota; Glomeromycetes; Diversisporales; Gigasporaceae. The record is from the annotation of a GenBank genome assembly.